This is a messenger RNA of Colletotrichum karsti, 879 nucleotides long. Its product is annotated as paxu protein. The record is from RefSeq and is a predicted model, not a curated record. Bases 1 to 879 code for a protein of 292 amino acids. NCBI's taxonomy places the organism in Eukaryota, Fungi, Ascomycota, Sordariomycetes, Glomerellales, Glomerellaceae. The transcript has a single exon.
AUGGCACCGAAGGCACCGAAGGCCAUCCCGUUCCCGGGCUUCACAGCCCUCAACGACCAAAUCUUCAUCCGUGAUGGCGAGGAACUGGCAGAGGGCACAACACGACCAUCGGAUCACCCCCGAGUCGUCAUCAUCUACGGCUGGGGCGACGCCGUUCCAAAACACGUCGCUAAAUACACCGACGGCUACAGCAAGCUGUACCCUCACGCGCGACAAGUCGUCAUCCUCUCGCCCAUCGCCAAAGCCAUGACCGAGAGCAUCCAAACGCGCGCAGACGGCAUGAAGCUCGUCGUGGACGCCACGUACCCGCCAUCAUCAAUCGGCACGCCCGACGAGGACGCCGUGCUCGUCCACGCCAUGUCCAACACGGGCGGCAUCAACUACGCCUCCACCCUGAAGAACUACCGGCAGAGAUACAACAAGCCCAUGCCGCAACGCCUCGGCGUCUUCGACUCGACACCCGGGACCCCGUACAUGACCUGGGAGACCCUCAAGCGGUGGUCCAACGCGGCGGCCAUGGCCGUCGCGCCUUACGUCCCGCUUCCCUACGUCGUCACGCAGACCUUUGUGGGAUUCCUCCUCGCGCUGAACCGCGGGUACCAAUUGGCGAUUGGAUGGGAGCCGGCGCCUGUGUUCAGCUGCAACGCGGUCAACGAUGAGAGCUUCGUGCCAAAGACCAUGCGCAGGCUGUACUUCUACGGCAAGGACGAUGUGAUCAUCCAUCCCGAGGAGAUCGAGGAGAACAUCGCCACCUCGGAGAAGAAGGGCUACGUUCACGAUGCCAUUCUGUUUGAAGGAAGCGGCCAUUGCGGACACAUGCGCAUGUUCCCUGAGAGGUAUUGGGGCGCUAUCCAGGAGUCAUGGAAGGCCACUGCUUGA